Molecule: messenger RNA, 1569 nt
Organism: Lynx canadensis (Canada lynx)
Lineage: Eukaryota; Metazoa; Chordata; Mammalia; Carnivora; Felidae
Gene: SAMD10
Product: sterile alpha motif domain containing 10
Biological process (GO): cell surface receptor protein tyrosine kinase signaling pathway
Cellular component (GO): cytoplasmic side of plasma membrane
Molecular function (GO): protein binding
Source: RefSeq, a predicted model, not a curated record
GGCAGCGGCGCGCGUUCCCCGCCGGCCACACGGGCCGCCUGUUGCGCCCGGCGAGGGGCGUGUGCACGGGCCCGGGAUCCUUGGGCCCCAUGUUCACGGAGCUAAGGACCAAGCAGCCCCCGCGAGGCCGCGCCGGGGCUGUGCGCGCCGGCUUCGGGGAGCGCCGGGAUGUGGACGCCACGGCACACUUCAGCUUCUGCCGAACCCUCCUGGAUCACACAGUGUCCACUGAGAGCAUCCCUUGUCACCUGCCUCGGACGCCAGGCACCAGCCUCACGUGGCACGACUCCCGUAGCCAGAGGGCCGCUGGCGGCCGGCCAGUCAAGCUCCUGCAGCAGCCUGGCACAGAGGCCCCCCAGGGCCGGCUAUACUCCGACCACUAUGGUCUGUACCACACAAGUCCCUCUGGUGGCCUGACGAGGCCUGUGGUUCUGUGGAGUCAGCAGGACGUCUGCAAGUGUCUCAAGAAACACUGUCCCCACAACUACCUCGUCUACGUGGAGGCCUUCUCCCAGCACGCCAUCACAGGCCGGGCGCUGCUGAGGCUGAAUGGGGAGAAACUGCAGCGGAUGGUGGCACAGGAGGCGCAGCGGCAGGAGGUGCUGCAGCAGGUGCUGCGCCUGCAGGUGCGCGAGGAGGGGCGGAGCCUGCAGCUGCUGAGCCAAGCCUCCUUUGGAAACAUGUCCUAGCUGCUGCCUGAGGCUUGAACCCCAGACCCCAGCACUGUGACCGGAGCCUGUGGCAAGGAUGAUGCAUAGCUGGCACACAGCCCCUCUCGGGACCCUGCAGGAGGCCCCAGGGGCUGAGCCAGCCCGAUGGACGGGUGGGACCAGGAUUGCCAUCUCUGCUGUGCAUUUUGGGCCGUUGAGCAGGUGCGGGCUGUUUGGGUGUGGCCCUUCCUUGCAGGACCUGAGCCCAAAUGCACCCUCUGGUGCUGCUGGCAGCGUGUGGGGCAGCUACUUGGAGCCAGAGCAGGGUCUGGUUAUCCCCCUAGACUCCCGGGGAGUCCGGUUAUUUAUAUUCCCUUCACCCACACUGAUGUCUGUGCCCCUGUUGCCUGCUGAAUCACGCUUCCUUUGGGCAUCCUGCCCUCCCCCAGGGCAAGAGGUCUGUCUGUCUGCCCAUUUGUCCAGUUCUGCACCCUCACCCAGCAUCUAGAGGACAGGCGGGAUAAGCUGUGGAAGCUCCCUCUGGCGAGUGCCCUCCCCUGCCCCACCCAGAUAAUCAGCAGCAGCCGCAUCCCCAGGCACACCAUGCCAAGCGCGUGCCCUCGUGAUUUCUGAAACCCUCGCCACGCGCCCCCAUCUGUUCCCGGGAACUGUGGCAAGAGAGGUCUGGGGGUUGCUCAGGCGCCCAAGACCUAACCCAGCACUAUGAGCACCCUAUGACGGGGAUCAGACCCAGCUGUCUCCUGGCCUAGGGUUUGGGUGUCCCCCUCCUCCCACGGUUGCGGAGGCUGCCUCUGAGGGACAGUUGUGGGCAUGUAUUCUCACUGCUCUCCUCUCCCAAGAAAAUCUGAAUUCACACAAGAGACUGUCCUGAGGGCUGUGCCCCCCGACCCCUGCCCAC